Trichoderma breve is the source of this 1752-nucleotide messenger RNA. Its product is annotated as beta-lactamase domain-containing protein. The transcript is spliced from 4 exons. The coding region runs from base 1 to 1752 and encodes 583 amino acids. The record is from RefSeq and is a predicted model, not a curated record. NCBI's taxonomy places the organism in Eukaryota, Fungi, Ascomycota, Sordariomycetes, Hypocreales, Hypocreaceae.
AUGUUGACCCUACAGUCGUUUCUAGUCGCAAUUGCAGCACUGGGCUCCGGCUCACUUGCGCAAACGGACCAGACACUGCUAGGGCCUUCUUUCGAACCACCAACUCAUCUUUCAACUCAGGCAUUGAUUCAAGAGGCUGCUUCAAGUAUUCAAAAGUCACUGAACCGCGCCAUUCGCACCGGGAAAAGCCGAUAUGGCAACUUCAACAGCAGCACGACAUCUUUUUCCUUGACUGCCGUUUCGCAGCAAGAGCCUGCCCCGAUCAUCGACUUCCAUCACACGUCUGGCUUUCUCAAUGUAUCUGCUGGAAGCACGUCAAAGGUGACAGCCGAUACAGUCUAUCGAAUUGGCAGCGUGUCAAAACUAUUCACCGUUUACUCUCUGCUUCUGAACAAUGGUAUCAGCUACUGGAACCGUCCUAUCACGGACUUUGUACCAGAACUACGCCAAGCUGUACAGCAUCCGUUAUACAAAUCGUCGGUUAUCGAUUCUGUUCAAUGGGACCAAGUCACGGUUGGUGCUCUUGCAUCACAGCUCUCUGGUAUGGGAAGAGAUUAUAAUUCGGGAGACUUGUCGGUUCAAGAUUUCCCCGCGAAAGAGGCCGGAUUGCCUCCUCUCCCUCCUCAAGACAUUCCUACUUGCGGCAUAAAUGAUGGCCAGCUACCAUGUCCUCGCAAAGAAUAUUUUGCAGGUCUUGUUCAAAGACAUCCCGUUUUCCCAUUAUACUCAAAGUCCAUGUAUUCCAACGCAGCUUAUAGGAUUCUCGCAUACAUGCUCGAAGAAAUUACCGGCAAGUCGUACGACGAAGUAGUCAGGAAUGACGUUUUUCAGCCUCUAGGCAUGAAGCAUUCAAGCUCGCUGCCACCAUCUCACAAUGGAGCUGGAGUGAUUCCUGAUGGAGAUGCGGGAUGGGACAGAGUUUACGGCGAUGAGGUUGCCACUGGCGGCCUCCUUUCUUCAACAAACGACUUGGUAAAGUUUGGGCGCGCCAUAUUUGCCAACAAGCAACUCAGUUCCAUGGAGACGCUUCGCUGGAUGAAGCCGGCCUCCUUGACAUCUUCACAAUCUAUCUCUGUCGGCGCGCCAUGGGAAAUCGUACGAACUCAGAGUGACAUCACGACCGGCCGAAUUGUCGAUCUCUAUACCAAAUCUGGCGGCGUCGGCGCCUACAAUUCCUUGCUUAUCCUCAUACCCGACUAUCAAGUCACCUUGGCCAUUCUCGCCGCUGGGCCCGACAGUGCUGCAGCAUUGCAAGUUGCCACCGAGAUCGCGAUUCAAACACUUGUCCCCGCCCUGGAGAAGGCAGCAAAAGCAGAGUCAUGUCGCAAGCAUUGCGGAAAGUACGCACCGGCAGGCGCCGAGAAUAAUUCAUCAUCCCUCGUCCUCACUGUCGACGAUGGACCUGGCCUGCUACUCAAGGAGUGGAUUCACCAGGGCCACGACAUCAUUGCCGCCGGACAAGCUUACGCGAACGCUACACGCGGCGGCCGUAUCAAUGCUGUGAGACUGUUUCCAACAGGUCUGCAGACGGGGAGCGAGGCUGCGUAUCGGGCGCUGUUCGAGACGAUUCCAUACCAAUACAAUCCGUCAGUCCAUAUGGUGUUUGACCCGACAGCAGGGAUGUGGGGGACGCCGGAUCAGCUCAUGUAUGGGGGGAUUGCGGCAGACGAUUUUGUGUUUCAUCUUGACGCCGGGGGAAGUUCAGCUGCAGUUCAGCCGCGAGUGUUGAGAGAGGUCUACAACAGAGUAUGA